UGCGUCAGCUCACUUUCUGCCGCUGUAAAUUAGUGCACUCUUUGGUUCGCCCAGCGUACAACGAUAGCGUAAAUCUUUCUACGGCUAGUGUGCUCUAGCAAAGGUGUUUGUCUAAUUCUGUGCGUAUUGCUCCUUCCCAUUAAUAACAUACACGUACUAGGAAAACAGGGGAGCAGUGGGUGCAGAUUUGCGACGUGAAAUAUCUUUGUCAGGCGCACCUCUAGCUCUUCGAAAGACGUGCACAUGCGUACUUUGUACAUUGUAAUGGUUUCAACAAUCGUUCUGUUUCCCAAACAGUGUUACUGUUUGUUUAAACCAUUAUUAAGAUAGUGCGAAUGAGAUUGAAAACAAUUUGGGUGUUGUAAUCUUUUGUUUUCAAUCUUGUUCUGAAAUGUUAAAGUCACAAAAUAUUAAAUUGAUGCGAUUCAAAAUUGUUUUACUUUAGAGAUGGAAAUGCGAAAUCUUUUAUAACUUAACUAAUCAAACAUACACAAGAUUUGGCAGUUCAUACAUAAGUUAUAGUUAGUAUUUGACAUUGUACAGUUUAUCAAUAACAUUUUGAAAUGUCCGAUUUGCUGUAUUUUGUGACUUGCGUAUGCGUAAUAUCAUUAGGAAUGAGAAACUAAUUUUCCACGUAAUAUGUUACACGGAUAUAAUUUUUAAAUAUUUUAAAUGAGUUAUGUAUUUUACAUUAAAGUAUAAAAUAUAUUGUGUGGAAAAUCAGAGAGAGUGCACUAAUAUUCACAAGCAAGUCAACCAGCCAUUAUUAACAACCACAUCCUGUUUGCUUCAACUACUUAGUUUACAUUUUCGAUUCUUGUGCUUGUAGUGAUUUAUAUACAUUACCAAAGGAAGAGGAUCAAAUAAGGCAGUAGUGUUUAUUUCACUAGUGGUAUGAUGUAGUGUUAUGUUUAUUUGUACUAUAAUUUAGUCAUCCACACGAUGCCUGCUAUACUCUGCUCGGAGACAGCUUGCUGGCAAUGUCGGCAAUGAUCCUCUCGAAUCACGAACAUUUUGAUUUGCAAUAUUAAUAUGAGUAAGACGAGAAUCCGGUGACAUAGUUUGACUCAAAAUGGACUAAUUGAAUAUUAUAUUUUCACAAGGUGUUGUCUGGUAAGACAGUAGGUGUGACCGCUGCUGUAUCUAGCUGGGUUACGGUUGGUACUACACUCGCUAAGCCGCCGAGAUGACCUCAUGCGCGCUGCAGGCUUGUUACUUGAAGGCCAUCGAAACAAGGCCAGACUUUGCGGUAGCAUGGAGUAACUUGGGAUGCGUUUUUAACGCUCAAAGCGAGAUCUGGUUGGCCAUCCAUCACUUUGAGAAGGCCGUGGCUUUGGAUCCAAAUUUCUUGGACGCGUACAUCAAUCUGGGGAAUGUGCUGAAAGAAGCAAGAAUUUUCGACAGGGCUGUGGCUGCGUACCUGCGUGCAUUAAACCUCUCCCCGAACAAUGCGGUGGUCCACGGUAACCUGGCUUGCGUCUACUACGAACAAGGACUUAUUGACCUGGCCAUCGACACCUACAGGAGGGCCAUAGAACUACAGCCAAACUUCCCCGACGCAUAUUGCAAUUUGGCAAACGCUUUGAAAGAGAAAGGGCAAGUGACAGACGCAGAAGAAUGCUACAACACGGCGUUGCGCUUGUGUCCUUCCCACGCGGAUUCUCUCAACAAUCUCGCCAACAUCAAACGUGAACAGGGAUACAUUGAAGAAGCGACACGCCUUUACCUUAAAGCUCUGGAGGUGUUCCCAGAGUUCGCCGCCGCUCACAGUAACUUAGCUUCAGUAUUGCAGCAACAAGGGAAGCUCAAUGAAGCUCUUAUGCAUUACAAAGAGGCGAUCCGCAUUCAGCCGACGUUUGCUGAUGCGUACAGUAACAUGGGUAAUACUCUCAAAGAAAUGCAAGAUGUAGCGGGUGCUUUACAGUGCUACACUAGAGCUAUUCAGAUAAACCCAGCGUUUGCCGACGCUCACAGCAAUCUCGCCAGUAUUCACAAAGACUCUGGAAAUAUCCCAGAAGCUAUACAAUCUUACAGGACUGCAUUGAAACUGAAGCCUGACUUCCCUGAUGCGUAUUGUAAUUUAGCGCACUGUCUGCAGAUUGUGUGCGACUGGACUGAUUACGAAGCUCGUAUGAAGAAGUUGGUCAGCAUCGUGGCUGAACAGCUGGAGAAAAACAGGCUGCCAUCUGUCCACCCGCAUCACUCGAUGUUGUAUCCACUGACGCACGAAUUCAGGAAGGCUAUCGCGGCGCGACACGCCAACUUGUGUUUGGAGAAAGUACAAGUCCUUCACAAGCCGCCGUAUAAAUUCCCGCGCGAGCUGAGUGGGCGUUUGCGUAUUGGAUACGUGAGCAGCGAUUUUGGGAAUCACCCCACUUCGCAUCUCAUGCAGUCUGUGCCUGGAUUACACGAUCGAGGCAAAGUAGAAAUCUUCUGCUACGCUCUGAGCCCAGAUGACGGCACCACAUUCCGUUCUAAGAUCGCCAGAGAAGCGGAACACUUUAUUGACUUAUCACAAGUACCGUGCAACGGUAAAGCUGCGGAUAAAAUCUACGGUGAUGGGAUUCACAUUCUUGUCAACAUGAAUGGUUACACGAAGGGAGCUAGGAAUGAGAUAUUUGCGCUAAGACCGGCGCCUGUUCAAGUGAUGUGGUUGGGCUACCCGGGUACCAGUGGGGCGAGUUACAUGGACUAUUUGGUGACCGAUGCUGUGACGUCACCAGUGGAACUAGCGAGUCAGUACAGUGAGAAGCUAGCGUACAUGCCGCAUACGUAUUUCGUAGGCGACCACAAGCAAAUGUUCCCACAUUUGCAGGAACGGCUUAUCUUGAGCGAUAAAGUGAAGUCUCACAACAACUUGGGCAGUGUAGCAGAUAACGUUGCGGUUAUCAAUGCCACGGAUUUAUCUCCUUUGGUGGAGAACACUGAUAUUAAGGAAAUCAAAGAAGUAGUCAGAGCCGCGCGACCUGUUGAAAUCUCACUGAAAGUUGCUGAAUUACCGACUACUACACCCAUCGAGACAAUGAUUGCUUCCGGACAAGUGCAGACAUCAGUAAACGGCGUAAUCCUCCAAAACGGCUUGGCGACAACACAGACGAACAAUAAAGCGGCCACCGGCGAAGAGGUCCCUCAAUCCAUAGUAAUCACUACCCGACAGCAGUACGGCUUGCCUGACGACGCGGUGGUAUAUUGCAACUUCAACCAGCUGUACAAGAUUGACCCGUUGACGUUGCAUAUGUGGGUGUAUAUACUGAAGCAUGUGCCCAACAGUGUGUUGUGGCUGCUGAGGUUCCCCGCCGUUGGUGAGCCAAAUCUUCAGGCUACCGCUCAGGCGUUGGGUCUCCCGCCCGGCCGUAUAAUCUUCUCGAACGUGGCCGCGAAGGAGGAGCACGUGCGUCGCGGCCAACUGGCAGACGUGUGCCUCGACACGCCGCUCUGCAACGGCCACACCACCAGCAUGGACAUACUGUGGACGGGGACGCCCGUCGUCACGCUGCCCGGGGAGACGCUCGCCUCCAGGGUUGCCGCCUCUCAACUAAAUACUCUUGGGUGCCCGGAAUUGAUCGCAAGGACGAGGCAGGAGUACCAAGACAUAGCUGUAAGACUAGGAACUGAUAGGGAAUAUUUGAAAGCAAUCCGAGCGAAAGUAUGGACGGCGCGUACGGACAGUCCACUCUUCGACUGCAAGGCAUACGCGACUGGCUUGGAGAUGCUCUAUGGCCGCAUGUGGACGCGGCACGCGCGCGGGGACCGCCCCGACCACAUCGCCGCCAUAGAGAAAUAGACCAGGGAACCCUGUCAGUGGACAGCCAAGAAACGACGGUGCUAGUGACAGUGCAGUGCAGUGACGUUUAUGUAAAGUGGAUUGUAAAUUGACUGUUGGAACUGUGAAGUGAUUGUUAGGUAACUAAACGCGUGUGAAGAUUAUCCCGUAUAUUACGACGUUGGAAUGAAGGUAUAACAGACAAAUCUAAUAAUGUAUUGCAUCUGGUAUUUCGACUGGUCAGGGGUUAAAAUUUUAAAAACUAUUAUGGUGAGUUUUUAGUCGACAUAAUUUGGAAUCAUUUUAUGAAUUAAUGUUGUACUAAUGUUAUUUAUCAAUCUAUUUGUCGUACGCACGUGUAAUGUUAGAUAAUUUAUUGAGCUCAGCAACAUUGCUGACAUAUAUAAGUAUGAUUUAUGGCCUUAGAAGUUUGUUUGUUUUGUCCUCUAACAACUCUUUGAUUUUCAAUCCCUGUGACUGAAAUACGUGGUUACAAUUCCUACGCACCGAAUUUGUAGUCGCGAGUUGAACAUAUUUUAACUAAGGACAGUGUAUUACAUUGUGUAAACAGACAUUCUGUCGCUACAAAUAGUGCAUUGAUAAUGGUGAUUCAAAUUUACGAGUGUCUCAGUGUAUUUUAGACUAUUCAAGUAUGAUAGGGACUUGGUUAUCCAUUUUGAGGCAGUGAUUGCUAUUACGUGAAAUAUAAUUGUCAGACUUAGAUUACGAUUAUUAUCAGAAAUCCUGAGAAAAUUGUAUGACAUUUGCUUUAAAUUUAGGUGAAAACUUACUAAAGAUAUUAACAUAUUGAACUUUGCUGUUUAUCUCUUUUCUUCUUUCUCUACUAGAUACUGUUUUCUAGUCACUAAGUAAAGGAUUUGAGUCUGCAUAAAAUUUCUGGCUUUCUAUGUCUAUAGCAAAUAUAUUUUUGAAGCAAUAACUAUGUAUACAAUACAAGUUGAAUAGAAGUGGCCUUGGUAGUACAGAUACUGCAAUAAUAUGUGAUGAUGUGUUUUGAGUCUCAGUAGCAUGUUAUUGUAAUUGACAAAUUAACUAUUAUAAAAUAUAAACAACCAAUGUUUUAAUAACAUUAAAGAUAAGAGAAUAUAACAAUGUCUAUUCAUGGGUAUUCCAUUUUGUAGAGCUGAGAACAAAGUAGCCGAUUAAAGUGUUAUGUUUAAGAAGUAUUGGCUACAUUAACAAAAGGCCCCAGCUAAGACUGAAAUUCUGCAACACAGACAAUUCAAUCUGAUAGUUCAAUUUUAGUUAAUCCCCUCAUUAGUUUAGGUGUACUCAAAUAUAUAUAAGUGAUUGUGAUAGUAUGAUACAACAUGGCUAUGCUAAUAAGACAAUAGAUUAUAGUUUGUUUCACCCAGUGGCUAUCUAGGGUAUAUAAAUAACAAGUUUGAUGCAUCGAAUUUAAGUUGUAUUGUCAACAUUUUGUACAUAUUCCUUGGGGUCUAAAAGGCCAUAUUGAAACAAUUAAUCACAAAAAAUAUAUAACUAUUUGAUGUUUGUUGCCAUUGCACUCUUACUUUUACAUGUGCAAAUGUCAAAUUGCAAUGUUGCUUUUCAGGUGAAUUACUACAUUGUGGCCUUUCAGGAUCCCCUUAACUGAAUUUGCUGUAAAUAAUUUCUGCUAUUAUGACGCCAUGAUUUCUUUGUUCUAAUGAUAUUGUUGUGGAGUAUAUUUUUCUUACUAACAGUAGUUAGGUUCUGAACAAUAUUACGAAUUAUGAACUAAGUAGGUAGAUAUUCUACUUAAUGAAAAUCUUUUGAUGUAACAAAUUACAUAUUAGGUAUUUCACAUGAAUAAACUGAUGAGAAGGAAACAUUGUUAUUGCUCAUAUCUAUAGUUUCGAUACUUCUAAUAUUAUUAGAAAUUAGUGUUGUCUAUUUUAAUGUAUCUUGUGUUGUCAUAUAUUUAUUCUCUAAUGUAUAAUUUACGAACUGUUGGUGCGACGCUAAUGAACUAUGUUUUCUUCUCAAGAUAUACAAUUUACUGAGAAUAAUAUCAUUAGGAUUAAUGUAGUUAAACUUCGUUAAAUUUACGUGUGAUUUCAGUUAUUAGACUUCGUUUACGGCUUAAACUGAUUGUAAAUAUACCUAUAAGUUUAGUUUUAAGUAUCGUAAAUGAAUAAAUACGUUGAAAACGA
This is a messenger RNA of Pectinophora gossypiella (pink bollworm), 5919 nucleotides long. RefSeq names its product UDP-N-acetylglucosamine--peptide N-acetylglucosaminyltransferase 110 kDa subunit (gene sxc). Gene Ontology annotation, molecular function: protein N-acetylglucosaminyltransferase activity; protein binding. Gene Ontology annotation, biological process: protein O-linked glycosylation. NCBI's taxonomy places the organism in Eukaryota, Metazoa, Arthropoda, Insecta, Lepidoptera, Gelechiidae. Bases 1187 to 3784 code for a protein of 865 amino acids. The record is from RefSeq and is a predicted model, not a curated record. The transcript has 7 exons.